UAAAAAGGUUGUUUGUUUAUAAUACAUGUCUAACGGGAUCAUAAGUGUUAGGAUGUUCGCAUUAAAAUUCCACCGUAGAGGACGAGCCAUAUUUGGAAAGCUCCCACGAGUAGAGCUGUUAAUUGAUCCAACAAGGAUAAUAUCCCUCAAAGCGAGUUAUUUCCCCUUUUAUAACGAAAAUAAUAAUAACACGGGAAAACACCCAAAGUAACAACGUGUUAACUGGUGGAGAAUCCGGGUAAUUCACCCGGGGCUGCUGCAUAAACUUUGUAGCAAUUAGAUUCCGUGUACCAACAACAAAGCGAGUUUCCCCGAGAUUGUUAUUCAACGUCUCAGAAAUGCAACCCAAGAGCAGAGGAUUUCCCCGCUCAUUUCGACCAUCAAACCAGCGUCGCUGCUUUUCGAGUUUCUGGACACCCCCAGGACUUGCACGACUACACUCCAGACCUGGAUCCUGUCCAGCAUGCUACAGGUGCGGGAAUACUUUUACCCGCGGACACCUGUACUCGUGUCCAGCUACACGUUCGGAGUGUUUCGUGUGUGGAUUACUUGGCCAUUAUGCUAAAAUGUGCUUCUACGCAACCAUUCCUUGCCAUUCUCAUCCGCGGAAAACUUACCCGGUGGCGACCAACGACAAACGUUCGUUCAAAAAUGGUUCGGCCAAGGAUGGAAGGACCUGCAAUCGGACAGUAUCGUCUGUAGGAUCGACUGAUACCCAAGCAGGAUCAAAACUCGACCCUACUGUAGGAAUUUCUGAGAAAAAGCCUCAAGAAGUUUGUGUUGCAAUUGCUGAUAUUUCGCAAUGUAGAAUGCACCUUGCACAAACCAAGACCUUAAGCAAACGACGCCGGGACGCAAAAAGAAUUAAAGAUUAUUACAACCGACUGGAACUUGUGAAACAGCUGCCGUUCCAGCACUUGAGUCCAGAAGACAUUCAAAAAUUAUUUAAGCCUGUUGUAAUUCAAGACCACAUGACAACGCUGAGAAAUCAAAAUAAAAUGCUAAAGAAUGUCGUUAGCAAUCUAAGCACCGACUGCUACGAUUUAGAACAGUGUCUUAAAGACCUAAAGCAAAGACAGACCAUCGCUAACCAGAAGAUAGCAGUCUUAAACGACAUCAUCACCUCUCAAGAAUGCGACAUUGCGGCCUUAAGGAAAAACUCAAGUUCAAGAAACCGAUUUCACAACACUCCCGCGCCCAGACCAAGGACCACGGAAAAUAAUCAACGACAAUUUUACCAGUCCGUCUACUUCGGUCAAAGGCCGCGUGCACCCAGCAAUCCUCAUUGGUGAGCUUUGAGACGAGGACGUCUCAUUUUCCGGAGCGAGAGGGAAUUAUCACGGAGUGAAAUUUCAAUGAACUAUAAUUCAAGACAUUUUGUAUAAAACUUCAAAUUCACAUUCCAUUAUUUGUUAUCAAAUUGCUAUAAUAUCUUUAUCACAUUUUGUCUUUCAAAACAUUAAUCCCAAAACAUAUGUUUACGUAAGGCGUAAUUGCUUAAUCGUUGUAAAUUAACUCUUAACUUUGUGGACUUGAUAUAAUUGACUCACUCAAUUUGAAGUUUUACUCCGUGUCAUCUGUCACUCAUGCUUAUAGUGCUAAUUACUAUUGUUUACUAUUCUUAUUUAUAUCAUUUGUUCAUUAUUAUCAUCAGUCAAGAAUUAGGCUUCGGAUUGUUCGGGUGUAGUUUUUGGAUUUCCAGAAUUCACCCUACCGACCUAAAGUUCAAAUAAAGUGCUUUUUAACAUC
Molecule: messenger RNA, 1749 nt
Organism: Magallana angulata
Lineage: Eukaryota; Metazoa; Mollusca; Bivalvia; Ostreida; Ostreidae
Exons: 2
Coding region: 339-1292 (317 amino acids)
Molecular function (GO): zinc ion binding; nucleic acid binding
Source: RefSeq, a predicted model, not a curated record